CCCAACUCUACCUAAUUGCCCAAUUUCACAAAAUACAAAUUCAAAAACCUUAACCCUUGCUACUCAGUCAGACCCGGCGCUUCUUCCACUUCACCACCACCGUGAAAGCUCCAGCAAUGGGGAUUGAUUUGGUUGCAGGAGGUAAGAGCAAGAAGUCCAAAAGGACAGCUCCCAAAUCCGAUGAUAUUUACCUUAAACUUCUCGUCAAGCUUUAUCGUUUCCUUGUAAGAAGAGCUGGGAGCAACUUCAAUGCUGUGAUAUUGAAACGCUUGUUUAUGCGCAAAGUUAACAAGCCUCCACUAUCUCUGUCUAGGCUUAUUCAAUUCAUGAAUUGAAAGGAGGAUAAGAUUGGUGUUGUAGUGGGGACUGUGACAGAUGAUAUUAGGGUUUAUGAGGUUCCAGCUUUGACGGUUACAGCUCUUAGGUUUACUGAGACUGCUAGAGCUAGGAUUGAGAAGGCUGGUGGGGAAUGCUUGACUUUUGAUCAGCUUGCUUUGAGGGCUCCUUUGGGUCAGAACACGAUAUCAAUCCUUCCCUUGCAUUUUGUGCUACUGCGAGGUCCAAAGAACGCUCGUGAAGCAGUUAAACACUUUGGUCCAGCACCUGGUGUGCCUCACAGCCAUUCUAAGCCUUAUGUGCGGUCAAAGGGGAGGAAGUUCGGGGCUAGAGGAAGAAGGAAUAGCAAGGGAUUUAGGGUUUAAGCAUAGGCUUUGUAGUUGAUAAUGAGUCCUGUCUGCCAUUUUAUUACUGCAAACAAAUCUUGCUUACUGGAUUUAGGGUUCACUUCUGGUGUGAACAUCUUUCGUAUUUAUGGUAUAAAGUGGAGUAUGUUUGAGCAUUCAA
This is a messenger RNA of Gossypium raimondii (Peruvian cotton), 843 nucleotides long. Its product is annotated as 60S ribosomal protein L18-3. Lineage: Eukaryota; Viridiplantae; Streptophyta; Magnoliopsida; Malvales; Malvaceae. Gene Ontology annotation, cellular component: ribosome; cytosolic large ribosomal subunit. Gene Ontology annotation, molecular function: RNA binding; structural constituent of ribosome. The record is from RefSeq and is a predicted model, not a curated record. Gene Ontology annotation, biological process: translation.